This is a messenger RNA of Microthlaspi erraticum, 882 nucleotides long. NCBI's taxonomy places the organism in Eukaryota, Viridiplantae, Streptophyta, Magnoliopsida, Brassicales, Brassicaceae. The record is from the annotation of a GenBank genome assembly.
AUGCAAAUGGUCAAGGAUGUUCUAGCCAACAGUGAUAAAGUUUCAGAGGUCCUACAAGAGUCUACUCAUCAGUUCAACCUGCUUACUUCACCCACCUUCCUACCAAAGGUCAAGGAUCAAGGGAAAUUCACUCUCCCUUGCACACUUGGGCAUCUUGAGAUUGACAAUGCCUUAGUGGAUUCUGGAGCAAGCAUCAAUCUGAUCUCUCUCUCCAUGGCAGAGAAGCUAGGCAUAGCUGGAGCCUUGCAGCGCCCUACUACUUCAAUCAUGUUUGGAGAUGCAACUUCUAAGUCUCCUCUUGGAGUGUUCAAGAACUAUCACUUGAAAAUUGGAGAAUGCAUCAUCCAAACUGAUCUCACUGUGAUGGAAAUGGAAGAAGAGAAGGAUUUGCCUCUGUUAUUGGGAACCCCUUUCCUUAGUACAGUUGGCGCUUCAAUAGACUUUCACAAGCAAGAAGUGAUCCUUCACAAGGUGAAUAGUUUGGUGUCAUAUCGCUUGCAGCCUAGAGGUUCAGACUUUUGUGCCACAAUUGACAGUACCAAUCUCAGUUCUAAGAGUCAUGGAGCUACAAAGGUUGUGAAGGAAAGGGUUGACAAGGAACCAAGAGUUGGGAAGGAUAAGGAUGAGAGAGGACCAAGGAUUGAGAAGCCACGUCUUGAGAGGGCUAGAGUUGAGAAACCACGAUCUGAUAGGCCAAGAGCUGAGCGACUUGUUCAAGCCCCUUGUGUGCUUGAUGAAGAGAGCCUUCAAGCUUUGUUUGAUGAGCCACUAGGAAGGGCUCUAAAGAAGGGGAGGAUGCAGCCUCUAAGGCAAGACCAGGAGAUAAAAGAAAGGAUCCACCAGCUCAGGCCCCUUCAGUCAAGCCAUCUCAGCUCACAAUGA